AUGAUUGGUGUAGGGUUGCACCUCGGCUCGAACUUGCUUGGCCGCCCCCAAAGUCCAGGGGUCUGCCUUGCUGUUCAUAUCGACGUGGAAAUAGUGCGGCUUCAAGAUAUGGUUAUCACUUCUUUACCUGAGCAUUCACAGUGCAGACAUGUUCGGAAUGGCAUAUUCAGGAAGAUCCAAGUCAGCCUUGAGGACCCACGCCGCCUUGAGUCCAAUGAAAGGCUCCACCUUCACACGAUGGAGAACACUGCCAUUCAUACUGCCCAACAGAUCGUCAAAACCGGCUACGGCCAUCUAGACGACGACCCACUUGGAUAG
Messenger RNA from Penicillium mononematosum, 318 nucleotides. RefSeq lists its product as uncharacterized. The record is from RefSeq and is a predicted model, not a curated record. Lineage: Eukaryota; Fungi; Ascomycota; Eurotiomycetes; Eurotiales; Aspergillaceae. The coding region runs from base 1 to 318 and encodes 105 amino acids. The transcript is spliced from 2 exons.